Messenger RNA from Triticum aestivum (bread wheat), 1703 nucleotides. Its product is annotated as cysteine protease 1. Lineage: Eukaryota; Viridiplantae; Streptophyta; Magnoliopsida; Poales; Poaceae. The coding region runs from base 112 to 1518 and encodes 468 amino acids. Gene Ontology annotation, molecular function: cysteine-type peptidase activity. The transcript is spliced from 2 exons. Gene Ontology annotation, biological process: proteolysis. The record is from RefSeq and is a predicted model, not a curated record.
AACAACUCGUACCGUCGUACGCACUCUCGCCGUGAAUUCAUAGCUCUCGAUUAUCGAUCGACUUUCGACGACCUACCAAGACAAAGCUACAAGCGCGACACGUACGCGACCAUGGCGGGCGGCAGCAAGGCCGCGGCCGCUGUGGCUGUGGUCUUGGCCUUCCUACUCUUCGCCAUCGCCUCGACAGCAGCCGCCGCCGCACCCGACAUGUCCAUCAUCUCGUACAACUCGGCGCACGCCGUCCGUGGGCUGGAGCGGACGGAGGCCGAGGUGCGCGCGAUGUACGACCACUGGCUGGCGCGGCACGGCCGCUCGUACAAUGCGCUCGGCGAGUACGACCGCCGGUUCCGGGCGUUCUGGGACAACCUCAGGCUCGUCGACGCCCACAACGCCGACGCCGACGCCCGCGGGUUCCGCCUCGGGAUGAACCGCUUCGCCGACCUCACCAACGACGAGUUCCGCGCUGCCUACCUCGGCGCCAUCCCGAGCAGCCAAGGCCGCCACGCCGUCGGCGGGAGGUACCUCCACGACGGCGCCGAGACGCUGCCGGAGUCCGUGGACUGGAGGGAGAAGGGCGCCGUGGCCCCUGUGAAGAACCAGGGCCAGUGCGGCAGCUGCUGGGCGUUCUCGGCGGUCGGCGCGGUGGAAGGCAUCAACAAGAUUGUCACGGGCGACCUGGUGACGCUGUCCGAGCAGGAGCUGGUGGAGUGCGCAAGGAACGGGCAGAACAGCGGGUGCAAUGGCGGGAUGAUGGAGGACGCGUUCGACUUCAUCGCCCGGAACGGCGGCAUCGACACGGAGGAGGACUACCCCUACACCGCCAAGGACGGCAGGUGCGACCACGCCAAGAGGAGCCGCACGGCCGUGUCCAUCGACGGCUUCGAGUUGGUGCCGGAGAACGACGAGCUGUCCCUGAAGAAGGCGGUGGCGCACCAGCCCGUGAGCGUGGGCAUCGAGGCCGGUGGCCCCGAGUUCCAGCUGUACGAGUCGGGGGUGUUCACCGGCAGGUGCGGCACGGAGCUGGACCACGGCGUGGUGGCGGUGGGGUACGGCACCGACAAUGGCAGGGACUACUGGAGCGUGCGCAACUCAUGGGGCCCAGACUGGGGCGAGGGCGGCUACAUCCGGAUGGAGCGCAACGUCACCGCGCGCGCCGGCAAGUGCGGCAUCGCCAUGAUGGCGUCCUACCCCGUCAAGAACGGGCCCAACCCCUCACCCAAGCCUGACCCGCCGAAGCCGGUGGCCUGCGACCGCCACAGCAAGUGCCCGGCGGGGAGCACCUGCUGCUGCACCCACGGCGUGAGAAAGACGUGCUUCGUCUGGGGGUGCUGCCCUGCCAAGGGUGCCACCUGCUGCAAGGACGGCGCCACCUGCUGCCCGUCGGACUACCCCGUCUGCAACGCCGAGAACCGCACUUGCUCCAAGAGCAAGAACAGCCCGUACAACGUGGAUGCGCUUAUCCGUACUCCGGCCAAGCGAAGCAGGACAACGACGAUUACACAACUGGUCGAUUUUUAGUUUUCUCUGAACUGGACUUCUAGGCUCUGGGUCUUUUCUUAGUUUCUUUAGCACAUGGGUAUUUUCUUAGUUACAAUAGUACACCAUAUAGGAUAUGAAAUUUGUAUCCGCACGAACAUGUACAUGCGAAAUACCAGUUUUUUUUAACACAAAUACCAGAAUUUUCACCUCGUUGAGAUCAGACA